Sorghum bicolor (sorghum) is the source of this 1902-nucleotide messenger RNA. RefSeq lists its product as uncharacterized. The record is from RefSeq and is a predicted model, not a curated record. The coding region runs from base 313 to 1605 and encodes 430 amino acids. The transcript has 6 exons. NCBI's taxonomy places the organism in Eukaryota, Viridiplantae, Streptophyta, Magnoliopsida, Poales, Poaceae.
AAUAGAAGUGAGCCACGGGAGGCGAGAGCGCGGAGAAGUGAACAACCAGCGCGACGCGACGCCCGCGCCCAGCCCACCCACGCUCUCGCUCUGCUUGCCUGCGUGUUCUCCUCGGCUCCUCCUCUCCUCGUCCUCGCCCGCUCGCGCAGUCGCUUCGCCGCCUUCCCCAGAUCCAAACCCCGCGUAUUAAAAAAGCGCUCAACAAAGCGACCAAAACCCUAACCCUAAUCACCAGCAGUUCCACAAUCCCUGGUCCUGCGCAAAACCCUAGCCCAGCCCCACCUACCCGUCCCUCUCGCCGCCGCCGCCGCCAUGGCAGGCUCAUCCGGCGGGGCAGCCUCCUCCUCGUCCUCCCGUGGCGUGCCGGAGAACAGGUUCUACAACCCUCCCCACGUACGGCGCCAGCAGCAGCAGGAGCAACAGCGGUUGCGGUCCGCGUCGCCGUCGCCGUCGCUGUCCCCGUCGCCGUCGCCGCGGUCCGCGAGGCAGAAGGCCCCGCCGCCGCCGCCGGGGGCAGGUGCCGUGGCCGCGUCGGUGGAUGUGGACAGCCGGUCGGACGACUCCUCGUCGACCACCUCGUCAAAGCCGUCGGUGGCGUCCACGGCGACCACGGCGGCGGCGCCUGAGGUGAAUGUGGCCGCAGCGGCGGUGGCGGAGGCUGGGAAUUUGGAGAGGUUUCUCACCUCCACGACGCCCUCCGUGACCGCGCAGUACUUGCCCAAGACAACCCUAAGGAUGCGGCGAGGUGGUGAUGCUAUGGAUUCACGGCCUUAUUUCCUCCUGGGAGAUCUUUGGGAAUCUUUCAGGGAAUGGAGUGCUUAUGGGGCUGGUGUUCCACUGGUGUUAAAUGGCAUUGACUCUGUGAUUCAGUAUUAUGUGCCAUAUCUUUCUGCUAUUCAACUAUUUGUGGAUCCAUCUAGACCAGCUUCAAGCAACAGGCGUCCUGGGGAUGAAAGUGAUGGGGAAUCUAUGGAUACUAGCAGUGAGAGCAGCAUUGAGAAUGAUGUUGAGCGGCUAAGAGUCUCAUCAUCACUGGAAGGUACACAUCGACUGGAAAAUGGUGGCGUACGAAGUGAUGAUGGUGAAGGCAAUGCAUCUUCAAGUUUUCCUAUAUUUGAGUAUAUGGAGAGGGAUCCUCCAUAUGGUAGAGAGCCUCUGACAGACAAGGUAUCAACUCUUGCACAUAGAUUUCCAGCACUGAAGACAUUCAAAAGCUGUGAUCUGCUGCCAUCGAGCUGGAUGUCUGUUGCAUGGUACCCCAUAUAUAGAAUUCCAACAGGGCCAACAUUGAAGGAUCUUGAUGCAUGUUUUUUGACAUUCCAUUGCCUAGCAACACCUUGCAAGGAUUGUGAUCCUCCUACGCCAGCAUGCCCUGGCUUUGGAGGAAUCAACUGCUGCACAACUGCAACUGGGAAACUAUUGUUGCCAACCUUUGGGCUGGCACCUUACAAAUUCCGUGCCUCCAUUUGGACAUCUGACAGAACCCAAGAGCGGGACCGUGUCACCUCACUGAUGCAGGAGGCUGACAGCUGGCUCCGCAGAAUACAUGUAGACCAUCCGGAUUUCCGGUUCUUCGUCUCCCAUUUCAGUACAACGUGGAGAUGACUCAUGGCUGUAAAUGGUUUUUUAGUAUGAUUACUGCCUCGCCGUCCAAACUGAACCCCCUAAUGCACAUGUGUCUACGGCGCAUCGCAUAGAGAACGAGUGCCCUCUUGUAACGGGGGUUGUAUGAGUUAUAAGCCUGCAUGCUAACUUUUUCCCUGUCUCCAAUAAGUUGUCUGUUGUAGGUUGGUUUGUGUUGUUGGAAAGUAAAGAUGGAUGGUGGAAAAAGCAGAAUUGGAGACAAUGUAGAACUGAAUGAAAGAAACAAUAGAGGAGAAAAAAAAUAAAGAUUUCCUAUUA